Molecule: messenger RNA, 2667 nt
Organism: Microthlaspi erraticum
Lineage: Eukaryota; Viridiplantae; Streptophyta; Magnoliopsida; Brassicales; Brassicaceae
Source: the annotation of a GenBank genome assembly
AUGAACGAAAUGGAGAAUCCGUUUGCAUCAAGAGAAAAAGGGUUUGGUUAUUCAGAUUUUCCAACGGAGCAAAUGGAUGGUUUAAGCUUUGGCAGGAAUUUGAUCUCUGACGAUAUGUUUAACUCCUCAGAGCUUACAAAUUUCGACUCUUUUGCCACGUGGUGUAAUAGCCCUUCCGCUGCUGAUAUCUUGUUUGCUCAGUAUGGUCUAUCGACCUCUCAACCUACGCCUUUUGGAGCCAUCACUUCACUCCACGCAGCUGAGCCAAAAGCUGCCACUUUCUCGGGUCUCACUCGUUCAUUCGAUGAUUUCGAAAGCUCUUACUAUGGUGAAGAAAGAUCAUCGGAACAAGAGACGAGCUCUCAGUUAAGUGGUAAACGACGCAGGGUGAGUGGUUUUCCUAACGUGCUGAGCUGUACCAUUCCAAGAUCUUUGAGUCACUCCUUAGAUGAGAAGAUGCUUAAGGCAUUAAGCUUGUUUAUAGAGUCAUCAGGCUCUGGAGAAGGCAUUUUAGCACAAGUUUGGACUCCUGUCAAGACAGGAGACCAGUACUUGCUCAGUACUUGUGAUCAGGCCUAUUUGCUUGACCCGAGGCUUUCUCAGUACCGUGAGGAGUCAAGGAAGUUCACGUUUGCUACAGAAGCAAACCAGUGUUCUUUCCCUGGUCUUCCUGGCAGAGUUUUCAUCUCCGGAGUACCUGAAUGGACGUCAAAUGUGACGUAUUACAGGACGGAUGAGUAUCUCCGUAUGAAGCAUGCAGUUGACAAUGAAGUCCGUGGCUCCAUUGCUAUACCUAUCUUGGAAGCUUCUGGGACUUCUUGUUGUGCUGUUAUGGAACUCGUCACAUCCAAGGAAAAACCGAAUUUCGAUAUGGAGAUGGACUCUGUCUGUCGUGCUCUUGAGGCUGUGAACUUACGUACGUCAGUGAUCCCUCGUCCUCAGUACCUUUCAAGUAAUCAAAGAGAUGCCUUAGCUGAAAUACAAGAUGUUCUGCGAGCAGUAUGUCAUGCACACAAGUUGCCUUUAGCUCUAGCCUGGAUUCCUUGUAUGAGAGGGAAAGAUCAAUCUUCAAGGGUUUAUGGACCGAAAUCAGGUGAUAAUUGUGUGCUUUGCAUAGAGGAGACGGCUUGUUAUGUGAAUGAUAUGGAGAUGGAAGGCUUUGUGCACGCGUGUUUGGAGCAUUGUCUUAGAGUAAAGGAAGGAAUUGUUGGCAAAGCUUUCGUAUCAAACCAGCCCUUCUUCUCUUCUGAUGUGAAGGCGUAUGACAUCAGUGAGUACCCUCUUGUUCAGCAUGCUCGAAAGUACGGUCUGAAUGCUGCUGUUGCUAUCAAGCUGAGGAGCACUUACACUGGUGAAGAUGAUUACAUACUUGAACUCUUCUUGCCUCUGAGUAUGAAAGGAAGCUUGGAACAACAGCUUCUUUUAGACAGCCUUUCGGGUACUAUGCAGAGAAUUUGUCGAACUCUGAGAACUGUAUCUGAUGCUGGAGCAACUAAGAAAGAUGCGACUAAAGAUGGAAACUUUCAGACGAUAUUGUUGGAUUCCGAGCUUUACUCCACUAGAAGCAUAUUUUUGGAUAUGUCCUCUGAUAAAGAAAGCACAGGAUCUCACGGCACUUUUGAGCAGGAUAUGAGCAAGGCUAGAACACAAGAGAAGAAGAAAAGCACAACGGAGAAAAAUGUGAGCUUAAGCGUUCUCCAACAGCAUUUUUCUGGGAGUCUAAAGGAUGCUGCAAAAAGCCUUGGUGUUUGUCCCACUACACUAAAACGGAUAUGCAGACAACAUGGGAUCAUGAGGUGGCCAUCUCGUAAGAUUAACAAAGUGAACAGGUCCUUAAGGAAAAUACAGACUGUGCUUGACUCGGUCCAGGGUGUAGACGGAGGACUCAAGUUUGACUCAGCCACGGGCGAAUUCGUUGCAGUUGGCCCUUUUAUCCAAAAAGUUGAUACCCAAAAGGGUCUAUCUUCUAAUGUAAGAGGCAAGGAGGAUAUGCCUGAAGAUAGCUCCUUCGAGCUCUUGGAUGCUAAAUCAGUCGACAAUACAGUUAAGUUAGAGGAUGAUAUUAUCACAAACGAUUCAUUCAUGGAGUUUAAUGCUAGUGGUCAGCAAUGGGCCUGGAUGGCCGAACAGUCUGGCUUCAAUGGCAGUGAAGGAGUAAAUAACAAUGGGAACUUAAGCUCUCAGGCAGUUGCAGAUGGAAAUGGCAAUAUGAUCGAACCUAACCGGUCCAUGUCAUGCAGCAUGUCAGACUCAUCUAAUGGUUCAGGCGCAGUUAUGCUUGGAAGCUCAUCUACUUCCAUGGACGACUGGAACCAAAUGAGAAGCCAGAAAAGCAAUAGCGGUGGCGAGAGUGGAUCAACAACGCUCACUGUAAAGGCCACUUAUAGAGAAGACACAAUACGUUUCAAGUUCGAGCCAUCGGUUGGAUGCUCUCAGCUCUACGAAGAAGUUGGGAAGCGGUUUAAACUGCAAGACGGGUCGUUUCAGCUGAAGUACUUGGAUGAUGAAGAAGAAUGGGUGAUGCUGGUUACAGAUUCUGAUCUCCAAGAGUGCUUGGAGAUAUUAUAUGGUAUGGGAAAAUGCACUGUGAAGUUUCUCGUUCGUGAUUUGCCUGCGCUUAUAGGUAGUUCUGGUGGCAGCAACUGUUACCUAGGAAGAAGUUUAUAA